GAAAGCGCUGGAGGACGUUCCCUUUUGAGGCGUCGUGAUGUGUGGGGACUGUGUGGAGAAGGAAUAUCCCAAUCGGGGUAAUACCUGCUUGGAGAAUGGAUCUUUCUUACUGAACUUUACAGGCUGUGCAGUAUGCAACAAGCGGGAUUUUAUGCUGAUCACAAACAAAUCCUUGAAAGAAGAAGAUGGAGAAGAAAUAGUUACCUAUGAUCAUUUGUGUAAGAAUUGUCAUCAUGUAAUAGCCAGGCACGAGUACACAUUCAGCAUCAUGGAUGAAUUUCAGGAAUAUACCAUGCUGUGUCUGUUAUGUGGCAAAGCCGAAGAUACUAUCAGCAUUCUCCCUGAUGACCCCAGGCAGAUGACUCUGUUAUUCUAAGCAUCCUUCUUCUGUUCUGUUGUAAUUAUGUCUGGUUGGUUUACAAUACCAGCAAGCCUGAUGGUUUGUUUUACUUAGUUUCUAUUGAAAAUUCUUUGCUUUUUUUUUUCAGCUUGAACUUAUCUGUUCUUUGAAAGAGAAAGUAAUUUAGGGGAUUGCUGCUCUCUAAGGCUGGGCUCUUCUGUUGAUGAUAUUCCUAGUUCAUAUUAGUGCAACCAAAAUCAAGUGUCUUUAUUAGCUGUUUUGUGGCUUAAAAAAAAAAAUUCACUAGAAUGAGAACCUAAAAUCUUGAUUUCUAAUGCCAUUUUCUGAGAAAAGGAACCAGGGGUUCCUGGAGAAAUGGCUGAUUCUAGGAGGGCAGGAAUUAUGCAAGAUAUGCCUGGAACAUCUUGUAGUGCCACAAAGUAAGGAAGUGUCAAAACAAAACAAAUAACAACAACAACAACAACAAAAACCCCACAAUGAUAAGAAUGUAUCACAGGGCUAUAGGAGCCAAUUGAAAGAAUUUCCAAUGAUGAGAGCUGGGACAAUUUUAGCAAUAGACUAAAGUAGUGUUGGAUUAUAACCCAAAUUAUAAAAUAAAUAUGAGUCCAUACUGAUACAAAAAAAUGAUCAAAUGAAUAAAUAAAUGGGGAGAAUAGACCAAUAUCCCAUGCAGUAGAAUUCCAAAUAAUUUAUGCAGUAUUCCACUCCUAAGGAGGUGGAACAUAACUCCCCACUUCUUAAGUGUGGACUGCACACAGUGACUUCCUUCCAAAGAGUACCAUAUGGAAAGGUGGGGAGCAAAAGAGUAACUUCAUAGUAGAGAAAACUAAUAAACUACCUCAGCCAGGUGAUCAUGGUUAAAAGCAUCAAUGAUAAGUCAUGUUGAUGGCAUGUACUCUUUAUACGAUAUGAGAAGGGCACUUUAUCUUUGUGGUCUUUUUCCCCAAAACCUAAAAUCCCAGUCUCAUCAUGAGAAAAACAUCAGACAAAUCCCAUUUGAGUGGCAUGCCACAAAGUAGCUGACCAGUACUCAAAACUGUGAAGGUCAUCAAAAACAAGGAAAGUCUGAGAAACUGUCACAGCCAAGAAGAGCUUGAGACAUGGUGACUAAAUGUAAUGUGGGCUCCUGUACCAGAAAAAGGACAUUAAGUAAAAACUAAGGAAAUCUGAAUAAAGUAUGGAUUUUAGUUAAUAAAAAUAAAUAAAUAGAAUGAUUUCAGCUGCUCCAAAGGGAUCUUAGAAUAGUUGAAAGAGCAUUGGUUCGGGGUUCAUAAACCCUGGCAUUAGUCUUCUGCCAUUUGGACUUCAGUGUCCCAGUUCUGUAAAACUGGGCUUAUAAAAAUUGAUCUACUUCCUUCACAGUCUUGUUAGGAGAUCCAAGUGAAUUAACAAGAAAGCAUAUAAAGUUCUGGAUUCAAUGAGGUGGCUUCAGUUAGUUCUUCUCAUGCUGAGACCAAAACUUAGAGGGUCAGAUUGGAAGCACAACUGUUUCCUCUUCAUAGCUAAGAGACUUGAAAAUUCUGGACUAAACCUUAGCUUAUGAGAGAAAACAGUGAGCAAAGUGAGUGAAGUGUUCAUUAUUGUUACCAGGGAAAAACUUGGUUGUAUAGCAGCAAUUCUCAUAAUACUAAGGUUUAUUGAGUGCUUACCAUGUGCCAAGACCUGCUUUUAAGAAUUUUACUCAUUUAAUCCUCAUUACCAACUCCAUGGGGUAGUUUACUAUUGUUAUUCCAGUUUUAGAGCCAAAGAAUCUAAGGCACAAAGAAGUUAAGUAACUUGCUCAAGUUCACACACCUAGUACAGUGACUCCCUCUCAACAAAAGUGUUGGGGAAAUAUGAACUAUAAAGGGUCUAGCAACGUUAGCAAGAGGUUGAAAAGUAUUGGUGACAGUACUCUGAUGAAUCUAGGUUAUUUGAACCAAGAUUUGUUAUUUAGAAAAGUUAACAGUUGCUUCUUAGGGAUCAGUUGUUUUAUUCCUGGAAAAUGUUUUCCAUUGUGCUACAAAUCUCUGUCUGAUCUGCUAAGGAAACAAUUUUGUGAAGUGAAUCCAAAAAGCAGAAAAGAUGCUUCAUUACUUUAAAUAGUAGUGCUAAGCCUAUUAUAGCCUCUGAAUUGUCCAUUCUUUGAGUUUGGAAUGCUGCCAGCUUACUUAUUCGGAGCUCAAGAGUAUGAUCUCAUAUGCCCCUACUGACAUUCUCAUGCAUUGCAGAAUGUAUAAUUGUUAUCUUUUUGUUUUGGACUUUAUAUUACAAAAUUUUAAAGAUUCUAUCCUAUUUCAUCAUCAUUAAACAAAAAAUUGUGCUGUGAAAAAAAAAAAAAAAAAAA
Molecule: messenger RNA, 2687 nt
Organism: Choloepus didactylus (southern two-toed sloth)
Lineage: Eukaryota; Metazoa; Chordata; Mammalia; Pilosa; Megalonychidae
Product: protein Churchill
Exons: 1
Coding region: 38-376 (112 amino acids)
Biological process (GO): fibroblast growth factor receptor signaling pathway; multicellular organism development; positive regulation of DNA-templated transcription
Molecular function (GO): zinc ion binding
Source: RefSeq, a predicted model, not a curated record